Messenger RNA from Sesamum indicum (sesame), 1465 nucleotides. Its product is annotated as GDSL esterase/lipase At1g28590. Lineage: Eukaryota; Viridiplantae; Streptophyta; Magnoliopsida; Lamiales; Pedaliaceae. The record is from RefSeq and is a predicted model, not a curated record. Gene Ontology annotation, molecular function: hydrolase activity, acting on ester bonds.
UGGGGUCCGCACGUUAGCCAUCAGUCUGUCUAUGAUAAACCUUAUAUUCUCUGAUUUCAAAAUACAGAGGAAAAAAACUUCGAUUUGAGAAAAUGAAAAUGGGUGUUGGAUAUGCCAUAAUCUUGAUUUUAGUGGCAUCAAUCAGUAGAUUGGCAUCCGGGUGCUACGACUCCAUCAUUAGCUUCGGCGAUUCGCUGGCCGACACCGGCAAUCUGCUUCUGCUCAGCCCACCAAACAACCCGCCGCUAUGCGGGCGCCCGCCCUACGGCCGAACUUUCUUCCACCGCACCACGGGACGAUACUCCGACGGCCGUCUCGUCAUUGAUUUCAUUGCUGAGAGUUUGGGGCUGCCGUUGGUGGAGCCGUACGCUGCCUGGAAGAUUGCGGCGGAGAAAGGCGGGAGUUUCAGUAAAGGAGUGAAUUUUGCGGUGGCCGGUGCUACGGCGCUUGAUACUAUGUUUUUCGACAAGAGAGGAAUACAGAAUCUGGUCACGAAUGCUAGUCUGGGAAUUCAAUUGGAUUGGUUCAAGCAAUUUCUUGCCAGGAUUCCAGAUGGUAGAAAAUUUCUUAAAAGCUCUUUGAUUGUGAUGGGAGAGAUUGGAGGCAACGAUUACAAUUAUCCCAUCCAGCAAGGAAAUGUAGAUCCUCAAGUGAUUCGAUCAUUGGUGCCAACAGUUGUUAACUACAUGGGAUCCAUAAUUGAGGAACUCAUUAAGCUUGGCGCUGAGACAAUGUUGGUACCUGGGAACUUGGCACUCGGUUGCCUUCCACUCUAUCUAACACAAUACAAGACAUCCAGUACCGAAAACGACUACGAUCCCAAAACUGGAUGUCUCAAUUGGUUGAAUGAGUUAUCCAUAUACCACAAUGAACUGCUCCAGAAGGAAUUGUUCCGCAUACGACACCUUCAUCCUCGUAUUUCCAUAAUCUACGCAGAUUAUUACAAUGCUACCAUUCGCUUUUAUCUCUCCCCGGACCAAUUCGGGUUCACAAAGGAAUCAGUUCUAAGAGCUUGUUGUGGAGGAGGAGGCCCCUACAACUACGAUCCGUUGACAGCAUGCGGAAUUGAUCGGCCGGCAGCAAACUGUUGUGAGAACCCUUCAUUGUUUGCUAGUUGGGAUGGUAUACACUUCACAGAGGCCGCCAAUAGAUGGAUAGCACAAGGUUUCAUCCGACAACAUUAUACUCAUCCUCCCAUCAAAACUCUUUGCCCUUCCGUAGCAACGGCCGGUGCUGGAUAUUACGAGUAUCAGUAAACAACGUGCGAUGGAGUAUUUAUAGAAGCUAGAACAGUGGCGUAAUUGCGAUUUUUUUUAUGUAAAAUUACAAAGUUUAAUUAUUUUUGUCAUGAUAUUGUAAUUGAAUUUACUCAUUUUGGAAACUAGUAGUUAUGGACUUGUAUACGUGAGAUGAGGAAAUAUAUAUAGCAUUUUCCUUGAAAUAGCAUACAUACAUUUAUUGUGAA